Messenger RNA from Saimiri boliviensis boliviensis (Bolivian squirrel monkey), 5591 nucleotides. It is a transcript of the gene VIL1, whose product is annotated as villin 1. The record is from RefSeq and is a predicted model, not a curated record. Lineage: Eukaryota; Metazoa; Chordata; Mammalia; Primates; Cebidae. Gene Ontology annotation, biological process: actin polymerization or depolymerization; actin filament severing; regulation of lamellipodium morphogenesis. Gene Ontology annotation, cellular component: actin cytoskeleton; cytoplasm; lamellipodium. Gene Ontology annotation, molecular function: phosphatidylinositol-4,5-bisphosphate binding; actin filament binding.
ACAAAGGUCGCUCUUCUGCAGCCAGCUUGCCACAACUCCCUGAGAUCUCCCAGGUGGCAGCUGCCUCCCCAAGACAGGCUCACUCACCAUGACCAGGCUGAGCGCCCAAGUCAAAGGCUCUCUCAACGUCACGACCCCUGGGCUGCAGAUAUGGAGGAUUGAGGCCAUGCAGAUGGUACCUGUUCCUUCCAGCACCUUUGGGAGCUUCUUCGAUGGUGACUGCUACGUCAUCUUGGCUAUCCACAAGACGGCCAGCAACCUGUCCUAUGACAUCCACUACUGGAUUGGCCAGAACUCCUCCCAGGAUGAGCAGGGGGCAGCUGCCAUCUACACCACACAGAUGGACGACUUCCUGAAGGGCCGGGCCGUGCAGCACCGCGAGGUCCAGGGCAACGAGAGCGAGGCCUUCCGAGGCUACUUCAAGCAAGGCAUUGUGAUCCAGAAAGGCGGCGUGGCUUCCGGCAUGAAGCACGUGGAGACCAACUCCUUUGAUGUCCAGAGGCUGCUGCAUGUCAAGGGCAAGAGGAACGUGGUAGCUGGAGAGGUAGAGAUGUCCUGGAAGAGUUUCAACCGAGGGGAUGUUUUCCUCCUGGACCUCGGGAAGCUAAUCAUCCAGUGGAACGGACCUGAAAGUAACCGCAUGGAGAGACUCAGGGGCAUGACUCUGGCCAAGGAGAUCCGAGACCAGGAGCGAGGAGGGCGCACCUACGUAGGUGUGGUGGAUGGAGAGAAUGAAUCGGCAUCUCCGCAGCUGAUGGAGGUGAUGAACUACGUGCUGGGCAAGCGCCGUGAGCUGAAGGCAGCUGUGCCGGACACGGUGGUGGAGCCGGCACUCAAGGCCGCACUCAAGCUGUACCAUGUGUCUGACUCUGAGGGGAAUCUGGUGAUGAGGGAAGUCGCCACGCAGCCGCUGACGCAGAACCUGCUCAAUCAUGAGGACUGUUACAUCCUGGACCAGGGGGGCCUGAAGAUCUACGUGUGGAAGGGGAAGAAAGCCAAUGAGCAGGAGAAGAAAGGAGCCAUGAACUAUGCGCUGAACUUCAUCAAAGCCAAGCAGUACCCGCCAAGCACACAGGUGGAGGUGCAAAAUGACGGGGCAGAGUCGGCCGUCUUUCAGCAGCUCUUCCAGAAGUGGACCGUGCCCAACCGGACCUCAGGCCUGGGCAAAACCCACACUGUGGGCUCCGUGGCCAAGGUGGAGCAGGUGAAGUUCGAUGCCUCGUCCAUGCACGUCCAGCCUCAGGUGGCUGCCCAGCAGAAGAUGGUGGAUGAUGGGAGUGGGGACGUGCAGGUGUGGCGCAUUGAGGACCUAGAGCUGGCACCUGUGGAUUCCAAGUGGCUAGGCCACUUCUACGGGGGCGAUUGCUACCUGCUGCUCUACACCUACCUCAUCGGCGAGAAGCAGCACUACCUACUUUACAUCUGGCAGGGUGCCCAGGCCAGCCAAGAUGAAAUUGCAGCAUCGGCUUAUCAAGCCGUCAUCCUUGACCAGAAGUACAAUGGUGAACCAGUCCAGAUCCGGGUCCCAAUGGGCAAGGAGCCGCCUCAUCUUAUGUCCAUCUUCAAGGGACGCAUGGUUGUCUAUCAGGGAGGCACCUCCCGAGGUUACAACCUGGAGUCUGGGCCCUCCACACGGCUGUUCCAGGUCCAGGGAACCAGAGCCAACAACACCAAGGCCUUUGAGGUCUCAGCGCGGGCCAGUUCCCUCAAUUCCAAUGAUGUCUUUGUCCUCAAGACGCAGUCCUGCUGCUACCUAUGGUGUGGGAAGGGCUGUAGUGGAGACGAGCGGGAGAUGGCCAAGAUGGUUGCUGACACCAUCUCCCGGACAGAGAAGCAAGUGGUGGUGGAAGGGCAGGAGCCAGCCAACUUCUGGAUGGCCCUGGGCGGGAAGGCUCCCUAUGCCAACACCAAGAGACUACAGGAAGAAAACCUGGUCAUCACCCCCCGGCUCUUUGAAUGUUCCAACCAGACCGGGCGCUUCCUGGCCACAGAGAUCCCCGACUUCAAUCAGGACGACUUGGAAGAGGAUGAUGUGUUCCUACUAGAUGUCUGGGACCAGGUCUUCUUCUGGAUUGGGAAACAUGCCAACGAGGAGGAGAAGGCGGCUGCAGCAACCACAGUGCAGGAAUACCUCAAGACCCAUCCCAGCGGGCGUGACCCCGAGACCCCCAUCAUUGUGGUGAAGCAGGGACACGAGCCCCCCACCUUCACAGGCUGGUUCCUGGCUUGGGAUCCCUUCAAGUGGAGUAACACAAAAUCCUAUGAGGACCUGAAGGUGGAGCUCGGCAACUCUAGAGACUGGAGCCAGAUCACUGCUGAGAUCACAAGCCCCAAAGUGGACGUGUUCAAUGCUAACACCAACCUCAGUUCUGGGCCUCUGCCCAUCUUCCCCCUGGAGAAGCUAGUGAAUAAGCCUGUAGAGGAGCUCCCUGAGGGUGUAGACCCCAGCAGGAAGGAGGAACAUCUGUCUAUUGAAGAUUUCACUCAGGCUUUCGGGAUGACUCCAACUGCCUUCUCUGCUCUGCCUCGAUGGAAGCAACAAAACCUCAAGAAAGAAAAAGGACUAUUUUGAGAAGAGAGGCUGUGGUUGUAAAGCAGCACCCUACCGUAAUUGUGGGGUUAUCACCGGUAUUAGUCCUAUACCAAUUGAAGUGAAAUUUUACAGUUGUGCCUACGAGCAAACUUCUAUGGGCAAAUGCCACUUUUUUUUUUUUUUUAAGCAAUUUACCUAUUCCUUCAGAAAGAUGAUAUCCCAAAAGGAGCCUAUGGUCCUCAUUUCAGCUUCUAGGAAGGUCACUAGAUUGUUUCUAUCCUGAGGUGUUGCGUCAUUUUUAAUACUCCUAUUCUAGAGCUUUCUCUUCUGAGAAAAGCAGGGAAACACUCCAUGGAACAUUAGAGUUCUGAGACACUACCUAGCUUGUCCUCUAUCAUGACUCAUUUUUACCUAUGGAAGGUAGGCUGAAGCAUUUUGCAGGUUUACAACAUCCCCGGAGUAACAGCUUUUCCUUUUCACAUAUACUUUCCUUACUGCCUUAUUCAGUGGGUAAGUUAGAGGGUCGAAGGAGAGUUGAAUGGGCCACAAGACUGCCCUCUUAGGAGGUUUCACAAAUGCCAAACAGUACCCAGUGGGCAACACAUCCACUAGGGCUAAGCUUGAGACCUAAAGGCAAGUAUGAAAUGCAAUGCUAUUUCACUCCUUCUCCCAACCCUUAAUAAUAAGGCAAAGGAAAAGCCUAGUGAAGGUCGAUACUAGGUUUACAAACUUACCCAGAAGCCUCUGCAAAGCUUCACAUACUCCUCAGAUGAAAAUAACAGGAAUCAAUGGUGACUAUGGCCGAACACUGGUUUGCCAUUCUGUUACCUUUAAGAAGUAACAGUGCUGCAAGGAAUUCCAAGUCAGAAAGCCAACAGAAGGCAAUUUCCACAACUUUGAACGGGUUGUUUUAAGUUAUCAGCAAGAAUGUGUCCUUUUCAGAAAUAACAGUCCAAUCAACAGAAGAUUAAUAAAGGCUUUAAUUUCGUACACACAAAAAAAACCUCUAUGCAUAAUUUAAAAAGGAAACAAAAACAAGGAAAAACCGUAAAGGAUACAGAGGAACAGUUCUGCUAAAACACAGAUAAAAGUGCCGCUCCAUACAAAACAUAAAGUAUCAGAAUCAAAAGUCACUCUGAACAUAAAGGAAAAAAAUCACCUCACAAGUAAUGUGGCCACAGCUGCCAGCAAACCUGGUAGUGGCUCAAUUAGGCAAAGUGUAGGAAUCUCAUUGUUUUUCUCUCUUUAAGUAUAAAGAAACAACAUUGACAAUAGGCCAGAGAAGUUAGGGAGGGAAGGAAAAGCGCAGAGGGAGGAAAACCUGGGGACAAGAGGUGUGCACAUCCACAUGUGGUCUCACUCUUCACACAGGCCCACUAUCUUUGAAACAGACCAGUUUAGUUGACUGCUCUUCUUUGUUCUGGCGUCUGACCAGGCAAACCUGUAUCCUGGUCCAGACCCUCACCCACUCUUGUUCUUAUGCCAAUAGACAUACCUAUAUUUUGAACCUCUGUACUUUUAAGAAAAGUCCAAUGUUACAAAAUCAAAUGCUUACAUUCAGACUGGCACACUUUUUAAUAAAAACUCUGUACACCUCAGACUUACAGCACACAUGGAAACAACUUACUAAUUGUAUAUAAGUAUGAUACAAUGAAUGAGACUGCCUCAAGUCUAGUAAUCAAAGCAUGCCAUAAGAUGAAUGAUUGUGGUGAAAACACAGCAAAAUAAUUGUCACAAAACUCUCAAGUCCUAACAAACUAGUUUUCCAAUAAAAUAAAAUUUUUCAAAUGUUAAUGACAUAUCAAUAGAGACAAAAUUAGAAUUUUGAAGUAAUGCAAGAGAAAGACUUUAGAGGGCAGAAGUCUAUUUAAUUAUUGUAUAUACUUGUAAGAGUGCAUUACCCAGUAUAAAACAAAAUAGGGAGGAAAAAGACAUCUAUCCAUUUUAUUGGAACACAUUUAUGUGCCUUGCAUCUGAUGUUGGGUUGUUGAUUUUCCCAAAAAAUCUCCUAUAUAUACAAAAAUCCACAUGUACUUGGAGAUCCAGCUCUGUUUCCCCCGUUAAAAAGACCACCUGGGGGAGGGGUCAAUUCAGUUAAAAAGGUCCCCCUGCACCCCAAAAUGGGAGAGUAUCCACUGCAGUCAUUUCAGAGGGCAAAGGAUAUUUUUAUUUGCUUUAAUACAACCUCUUUUUAGUCGCUCACAAGUGAGUUUACAAACUACUUUUUUUCUCUUUAAUUUAGGUGUUUGCAGAUAAUUUUCAUUACACAACUGUAUCUGUAGCUGUACAUGUGUACAGUUAAAUAACAGUAACUUUACACGAUGUGGAAAAAUAAAUUCAUGGAUUAUUUUGCUGAGGUUUUAAAUUUUAAAGCCUGUUUCAGAAUUUUACACUUGAUCAAGGAGAAAACAAAUGUGUGGUCUAACAUUUGCUUUCUGUAGUUAACUGACUGAUCUGUAAGUACCACUGCAUUAUGUCUUAAAAUGUAAACACAUUUACAUUUGCUUUAUUUGUUAUUGAGCCUUUUAAGUUAGGCCCAGAAUGAACAGACCACAGCAAGUAAACAAAACUUUUGGAAUCAAAGUAUUAACAGAAGAUCAAUUCAUGGAUUUGCUUAUUAUAUCCUGCUGAGACAAAACUCAUGAGUGUGCACACACAUAUGAUAUAUCCCUAUGAAACAGUCUAAUCUUCUCAUAGGCCUAAAUUAUAGUCAUGGCUAUUAAAGAAAUUAACAGCAUCCAGCCAUGUGCAACUUUCCAACCUUUAGUAAUAUUAGGGGAUUAAAAUCAAAUAUGAAAUUCAGCUUAUUUUUCCUUUAAAAUUCCAACAAAGAUCAAAAGAUUGUAUCUAGAAUUAAUUGCUAUCAAGUUCCAAUUCAAUGUCAUUUAAAGUAAUAUAACCACACAUUUGGUAUUUUCAAUAGGAAGGUGAAUUAGGUAUUGUGCAAACAGCCUGCAACGGAAGCACUCAGUCUUAUCUAACUUGUCCCUUCUUGGCCCCAACAUGCUAACUGCCCCAUCCUCCAAUAAUGGGCAAACUGAUCACACUGUGCAAAAAA